AUGAUGAUGGAUUAUCUUACAACGUUGCCUGUGGAAUUAAUUCAUAAGAUUCUGGACUAUGUUCCAACAUUUGAUAUUCUCUCAACUGUAUUGUUUAUCAACAAACGAUUUCGUUCUGUUUCUAUGGCUUAUACUCGAUUUCGACCGAACUUUACAUGUAUGGUCACAUCGAUCAACAAAAGCCAAUUUGACUAUAUUUGUAAUCAAUUACUUAAUUUAACCUCUCAAAUUGUGUCAUUAACAUUAUUUGAUAAAGAUGAUCCAAUGACACCAAUAAAAAAUGAUCUUUUCUUUUCACGAUUUAGCAAUAUUGAUAUAACAUUUUCAAAUCUUCGUUCAUUAACUUUGACAUAUAUUAAUUAUGAUACAUGGUGUUUAUUUAAAACUCGAGUUCCAUUAUCAAUCGUAAUAUUAUCCAUUCAUUUAGUACAUAAUCAUAGAUCUAUAGAUUCAUCAACAACAUCUUAUGUUCUAUGUGAAUUACUCUUCUUUUCAUUAUCACUUGAACGUCUUUCACUUAAAAUGAGUAACUAUUCGAAUGAUAUGAUUAUAAUUCAUCAUCAAACUCCAACAAUUUUAUCAUCUAUUCAAUAUUUACAUAUCGAUGGUAUUACAAUUGAUUUAUCAAGUUUAUUUAUUAUUGUACCUAUGCUUCAUACACUUGAAGUUAAUUUUCAUAAUUCAAACAAAAUAUUUCAUACAAUUUAUGAUCAACCAUUACAAUUACAACAAUUACGAAUUAAACUAUAUGCUAUUACUUGGAUAUCAACAUCAAUUUUACUCUCAUCAUUUUCACGAUUAGACUAUUUGACAGUAAUUGCUGAUGAUUUAGAUAAUGAUAUGGCUGAUGGUAGUGCUUGGGCAGAAUUAUUAAAAAAAGUCAAACAUUUCGAAUGUAAACUUCAUUUCUAUUGUGGUGCUUUUACUGAUGAACCAAUUAAUCUCAAUACAUUUCGUACAAAAUUCUGGCUUGAAGAAAAAAAAUGGUUUAUUUCCUAUGAUAAAAAUUCUUCAAUACUCUAUACAAAUUCUUUUUUUACAAUUGAUAACACAUCAAAUGAAUUAAUUGGAAUUCUUGCAUCAGAAUUAAACAAAUUAGAAUCAACACCAUUGACACAUGUUCAUUGUUUAAUACAAAAUUAUCAAUAUGUAAAAUAUGCACUCUUACAUCAAUAUACUCAAAUUCAACAAAAAAAUUUAACAGAAGUUGAUAUUAUAUUUCCAAUCAAUUUUAAAGAUAUUGCUAUGUAUCUUGAUGUAGCUCGAAUUGUUAAAUGUUAUUCUAACUUUGAAUGGAUUACAAAAUCAACUUCUGAUAUUAUAAAAUUUCUACAAAAUUUACCUCAUUUACGUGCACUUAGUAUAUCUGGUCCUGUUCUCAAUGAUCUUUUCUUUUAUCAAUGGCCUAAUAUUGUUCAUUUAAGAAUUGAAAAUGAUUUUGACAAUAGUCUUUAUAUAUUAUGUUCAAAUACAAUUGAUGCAAUUUGUUCUUCGUUUAUUUGUCUUGAAAGACUUGAUUUUCAUUUAGCAUGUGUUGGUGAUCUACAACAAGUUCUUAAUAGAAUAAUAAACACGACUUUAAUCGAUAUUCUUAUUCGACAACCACGUGGUAUCAAUAGUAAACAAUUUGUUUCAUGUGAAUGGAUUAAACAUAAUACAGAAUUGAAAAAUUUUUAUUAUACAUGUGACGCAGAAAAUUCUGUUAGUUUAUGGUUUUAA
Molecule: messenger RNA, 1719 nt
Organism: Rotaria sp. Silwood1
Lineage: Eukaryota; Metazoa; Rotifera; Eurotatoria; Philodinida; Philodinidae
Source: the annotation of a GenBank genome assembly